Molecule: messenger RNA, 216 nt
Organism: Sparassis crispa
Lineage: Eukaryota; Fungi; Basidiomycota; Agaricomycetes; Polyporales; Sparassidaceae
Exons: 3
Coding region: 1-216 (71 amino acids)
Source: RefSeq, a predicted model, not a curated record
AUGGAAAAUGCGAGGGAAGACUAUGAAGCCAAGUGCGCAUGCAACGGAAGCAGCAAAUUGCAAGGUUCCACCCCGCAUGCACGAUCACACAUACUCUACGUGCGACAAUCUGAUUCUAUGAUCAUGGACAAUCAUUCAAAGUACCUUUUCUUGCGCGAGUUAUACACUGGCCGACUCCAUUCAGCCUGGCACACCAGAGCCGCCAUGUUAUCAUGA